This is a messenger RNA of Adineta ricciae, 3072 nucleotides long. The record is from the annotation of a GenBank genome assembly. NCBI's taxonomy places the organism in Eukaryota, Metazoa, Rotifera, Eurotatoria, Adinetida, Adinetidae.
AUGACAUGCGUGACGUUUCCGAUGGCUUCGUUAUCAUCGAGAAGCGACGAUCGAUUUCAGCAAUUGAAAAUUUUUGCUUCUCCGGUUCCAACAAGUAAUUCUACAUGUGCAAAAUUCGAUAUACGAUCAGCGUAUAAUAUGUAUUUACAGCCGGUGAAUGCACUGGUUGGAGAUAUUUGUUCUAUAGUACAACUGCAGCCGAUGUUAAUGAUAUAUCUCAACGAUUAUAUCGAUGAAAAUCAUGCGUCACCAGCUGCUUACCUAUUUUUUCUUAAACUUCUCACAUUCUUACAUUAUCCGAUGGUGACAUUUCAUUUUUUUCACCCAUUUCAUCCAGGACUGUUCCCUAAUUUACGUUUCUUUCAAUUGGCACCGACAUAUCGUGAAGAAGCUCGCGCGUUAAUAUCUCUAAUGGAAAGAUACGAUUGGAAUACAUUUUCGCUGAUUAUCGAUCCACAAUUGCCAGGUGAAGAAGAUCUCGUCGCAGAAUUUGAGGAACAUAAUUCCGAACAACGAAAUUGUAGAAAGAAUUUGUGUAAUCGAAAUCUUCGCAAAGAUCAGAAAAAAUUAACCAUUCUGUCCAUAGUUCACGUAAGAAGCACCGACCCAGCUCACGUAAGACAGCAGUUAUCCUCGAUGAAUCCUGAAACACGUGUGAUCAUCAUGCACACGACUUCAACAUUAGCAUCAAUUAUUGUCAAACAGGCCAACAACAUAAGUCUCACAGGACCUGAGUAUAUGUGGAUUAUGUCAUCCAUUGUUCUUUCUACGUACAGCAGCGGAAAUGCGCCACGACUAAGUCCAUAUGACAACCCAAAUCGACGGAAAAUGGACUUUUCAGCUGGCACUUUAGCUUUAUAUAACGAUGCUACUCGAGAUUCUGUGCUUGCUCGAUUUGACAGAUAUAUUGGCCCAUUACUAGUGAAUGUUUUCUCAAAACUAAUCCCAUUAAAUGUAACACAACAACGAACGAUGAGCACGACGUCAUUGAGACGUACUUUCACUCAAGAUCGAACUGUAUGCAAUCGAUUAUUUGCUGCCAAUAAAUCAUUCGAUCAUUCAUCAUUGAGACAUGUCUAUCCAGGCCUUUAUGACUUGUUAAAAGCGGAGUUUCAACGAGCUUAUAGUAUAUUUCAACAUGAUGGUUUAGCAAUGGCAGCGAAUUACUCUGUGUUGAAUUAUCAAAUGCCAAAUAAAGAAUGGAAAAAAGUGGGAGAAUAUGUUAAUAAUACACUGGCAAUAGCAGAUAUUCAGUGGCCUGGUGGUCGAUCGAAGCCGCCACCAGGCAAGCCGAUCAUUUAUUAUCUGAAAGUAGUGACACUUCAAGAAUAUCCAUUUGUAAUGAUGAAGGAUCCGAAUCUCGAUGGAAAAUGUCAAGCGGGCUCGGUUAUUUGUCGAAUCGGGCCAGAAAAUUCUGGUGCUAAUCACAGUGAUCCUCAAUAUUAUCAGUGUUGUUCAGGAUUCUAUAUUGAUAUCUUCAACGUUCUCAAGGAUCGACUUAAAUUCGAAUUUGAACUCUAUCAAGUUUUGGAUCGAACAUGGGGUGGACGGAAUCCCGUCACAAAUAAAUGGAAUGGUCUCGUUGCUGAACUGUUAGAAAAUCGAGCUGACCUCACAUUGACUUCAUUGAAAGUAACAACUGAACGAAAUGCUGCGAUUGACUUCAGCAUACCUUUAAUGGAAACAGGUAUUGCUAUUAUUGUAGCGCUGAGACCAGGUGCUGUAUCAACAACGGCUUUCCUCAAACCGUAUGAUUAUCGGAUCUGGAUUUUAAUCCUAGUAGUUAGUCUUCACAGUGUUGCCAUAGUAGUAUUUAUAUUUGAAUAUGUUCAACAACGCUUUACCAAUUGUGAUGCCAUUCAAAAUAUUGAGAAUCAGCAAUCGAAAUGCAAAACACUUGUUCAACAUGUCCAUGAUCUUGUACGAUUGUCAAGAAAAGAAAAUCUUAAUGUAACAUUUUUUCAAUCUGUUUGGUUAAGUUGGGUUAUUCUGUUUCGUGCACCAGCAAAAGUGAAUCAUCCGAAAAGUUUUACGUCGAAGUUCGUGGCAAAUAUUUGGGCUUGUUUUUGUCUUGCAUUCACAGCUAGUUAUACAGCUAAUCUAGCUGCUUUUAUGAUUACAAAAGAAAUCUAUUUCGAUCUGUCGGGCGUUACUGAUCACCAUCUCGCUAAUCCACAUUCAAUGAAACCAUCGUUCCGUUUUGGAACUAUUGCAAAUGGGAGUACCGAUGAAGUCAUGAAAACAAACCAUAAAGGAAUAUAUUCAUAUAUGAAACAAUUUUUGAAAAGAAAUAUUUCUCAAGGUAUCAAAGCUGUUAAGUCUGGAGAAUUACAUGCUUUUAUAUACGAUGCAGUUGUACUGGACUAUCUAAGUGGACAAGAUGACGAAUGCAAAUUACGUGUCGUCGGGAACUGGUAUGCAAUGUCUGGCUAUGGCAUUGGCUUUCCCAAACAAUCGAAAUUUAAAGAAAUGAUCAACAAAGAGAUUAUCGACAUGCACUAUACCGGUGAAAUUGAACGACUUCGUCGAUUUUGGUUCACAGGAGCUUGUAAAUCUGGUGGUGGUCAUCAGUCACAAAGAAGUAGUCAGCCAUUAGAGACGUUAAAUUUCAUAUCAGCAUUUUUGCUACUUUUCGCUGGCACGAUUAUUGCUAUUAUUAUUCUCCUCUGCGAAAAUGCUUAUGCACGAGUUGCUUCCCAGUCAAAACGUCUGAGCAGAGAACAAGUUAAAAAACAAAACUGUAUGGAAUAUGAACCAAUACUAACGUUCGAUCAUAAAGUCAAGCCUACUCGUCGUGAAAAAUUAUUAGAAAUACAUAUCGAUAAGUUGGAAGAACGAAUUCGUGAAUUAGAGCAAAAUUCACCAUCGGAAGAGUUUCGGUCAACGAACAGUCAAUAUCGAACAAAGUCAAAUGGAUUGAACUAUACGGUGCUACCAAUAACUUAUACACCUGUCGCCGAACAGUCACCUACGUUAGAAAUUGUUUCAAUACCAGCGUUCGGCAGUCAAGAUCAUUCAACUCCAGUACAUGUUGAAAAAACUAAAACUCAUACAUAUGAAACAGUUGUCUGA